CAAUAAGUUAUGUUAUAGGCUCCACAUUGCCAAGAUCAUACUGUGUGUAAACUGAAAGGUUGCAGUAAAUUAAUAAUGCGUUUGCUGGGCUGUAUUAGAUAAUUUCUGAGUAUUUUCGUGAAAUUCACUUCAGUCCAUCGGAUGUGACGAAUCCUGGUUUCCUGUUUGCAUUUUGUCUCGCUCAGUCGGAGGAGGCUGAGUGGAAAAUGGCCGACGGUGUGGAUCACAUCGAUAUUUACGCGGAUGUAGAAGAGGACUUUAAUCAGGGCGACGAUUACCCAGUACACGACCAGAUAGACCUAUAUGAUGACGUAAUCUCUCCAUCUGCCAACAAUGGGGAUGCCCCAGAGGACCGGGACUACCUGGACAACCUUCCCCAGCCUGCGGGCUCUGAGGAUCGCAAGGGCCCCUCAUCCAACGUGGUCUACACGUACACGGGCAAGAGGAUUGCACUGUACAUUGGCAACCUCACAUGGUGGACGACCGAUGAGGAUUUGACAGAUGCCAUUCGCUCAGUAGGUAUUAAUGACGUGCUGGAGAUCAAAUUCUUUGAGAACCGUGCCAAUGGCCAGUCAAAAGGGUUUGCGCUGGUGUGUGUUGGCUCUGACGCCUCUUCCAGAAAGCUGAUGGACCUGCUUUCCAAGCGGGAGCUUCAUGGGCAGAACCCCAUCGUCACACCAUGUAACAAACAGUCCCUCAGCCAGUUUGAGAUGCAGUCCAGGAAAAGUUCGUCAGGCACACAGACGGGCCAGAUGUCCGGAGAGGGGAAGGCCGGGCCCCCCGGUAUCGGCCCCCGCGGCUUCCCCAUGGGACGAGGUCGAGGACGCUUCCCUGGCCCCCCGGGACCAGGGGGAGACCGUUUCCCCGGCCCAGUUGGACCCGGAGGUCCUCCACCCUUCCCAGGGCCCGGGAUGAGGCCACCAGAUCACAUUACCCAUAGGCACCCCAACAGCCAGCUGAUGGAUAUGAAUUUCAAUUGCUUCCAGCCGGGGCGCGAUGGGAGCUGGCGACCCAGAGGAGGCAUGCAGGGACCCCCUCGUCCCCCACCUGGCCCACCUGGACCCCCUGGCCCCCCGGGUCCCCCUCCUCCGGGACAAGGGUUGCCCCCACCCCUCUCCGGCCCCCCCAACCGAGGCGAUCGCCCCCCUCCCCCAGUCAUGUUCCCAGGCCAGUUUGGCCAGCCCCACAUGGGACCCCUCCCUCCCGGUCCACCCCCACCAGGCUACGGCCCCCCUCCCGGUCCCCCUCCACCCCAACAAGGCCCACCUCCCCCAGGUCCCUUCCCACCCCGCCCUCCAGGUCCGAUAGGCCCACCCAUGGCCCUGGCACCUCCUCCACACAUGCAGGGUCCACCCCCAGGGGGGCCUCCCCCUGCCCCUCACGUCAACCCUGCCUUCUUCCCCCCACCUGGGAACAACAAUAUGCCAUCGUCAGACAGAGGAGGCCCCCCUCCAAACGACCCGUACGGCAGGCCGCCUCCUUAUGACAGAGGAGACUAUGGUCCAGGUGGAAGCAACCCGAGACCCCCGCUAAUCCCAGACUUUGGGCUCAGACCCCUGAGAGAGCCCUGGAUUAACGAGGGUUUGGCCGAUCUGAAACAGGGAGGCAGGCAUUUGCCCAGUGCCAGUGACGCAGGGGAGAUGGAUUCGGCGCGGACCCCUCUGAGCGAAGCGGAGUUUGAGGAGAUCAUGAACCGUAACAGGGCCAUAUCCAGCAGUGCUAUCUCACGAGCAGUCUCUGACGCAAGUGCAGCUGACUAUGGCAGUGCGAUAGAGACACUAGUGACGGCCAUCUCUUUGAUAAAGCAGUCUAAAGUGUCUGCGGACGACCGCUGCAAAGUCCUCAUCAGCUCUCUGCAGGACUGCCUGCACGGCAUCGAGUCAAAGUCAUACGGCUCCGCCUCCAGGUACGCCUCAGACAAUCAAAUUACAGCUCACACAAUGGGAAGAGAGCGCUCACGUGAACGUGACCACAGCCGCUCGCGAGAGAAGAGUCGCCGGCACAAGUCGCGCAGCCGCGACCGCCACGAGGACUACUACCGGGAACGCAGCCGCGAGCGCGACCGCCACAGAGAGAGGGACCGCGACCGCGAGAGGGACCGCGAGCGUGAGAGGGAGUACCGUCACCGCUAGAGCCCUGGUAAAGCUGUCGGACAAGGAGGAGCCACACUUGGACAAGCACCCUACCCCCCGCCGCAUCCCUUCAGGACCUCUCUACUUCCCAGCGACCCUCACCAACCCCCUCGUCCCCUCUCUUCUACGAACUUCAUAUCAGAGGACGGGACUGAUAUUGUGUAAGGCUAUACUAGACCCUCUGUACAGGAAAAAACCCUUCAUCCUAUACUCCUGGUUUAAAAAGAGAAAACUCAUGGCUCUUUUUUUUAUUUUUGUGUUUUAUUUGAAAGACAUACAAAGACAUACCUGACAUACCCGUGUAAUUAAAAGAGAACUCUGCUUUGCAACGUAAAAGCCACUAAGGAAAAAAAACAUUUACUUGCGUUACGUGAAACGAAAAAAAACCCAACUCUUUUUGACUGCUAUAAUGUAUAAAUGGUCUGUUUAGGGAUAUUGUUUUUAUAGGGACUACUUCUGGUAAGCGUCUUUAUUUUUUUUUUCUCUUUAUGACUUCUCCCCCACCCUCCCCAAUUUAAAAACCUUCCUUCUCUGUCUGUUUCUCUUCGUUCGGAUAAUGUUUGUAAAUGUCUAUGCUUUGAUUCAUUAUUAAAUAGAUUCUGUGUUGUAAUAAACUGUUUGCUGGGGUUGCCAAUUGUUUAUACUCUGAAUUCCUUAAGCUGACGUCUCACACUUGGUUUAUAUGAAAUGUGUACCCUAUUAGAUCAGUUUCAUAUUGAACUUUUAAAUCAGAAAGGUCACUGAACUGCCCUUUGUCUUGUUUUUAUACAGAAGUAAGCUUUAAAAAUAUAUACAUAUAUAUAUACAAAAAAAAAAAAAAACACUGAUCAGAUGUUUUAUUUUCAUGUGACAACAGUGUGAUUUGACUGACACUAUUUUUUUUUUAUUUUUUACAAAAAAGAAAGGUGUAUUAACACUGAAUUGGGCAAACCAUGCUUCUGAUGUUUUACAUUUUUACUGCUGGUUGGUAAGGGACUUGGUCCUGCUGCCAGAUAUUUAAUCAGAGGGAUCAGGCUUGUGUUCCAGCAAUGCUAGCGCUGUCACUCCACGGAGUAUAACUUUGCCACGGAAAGAUGUGUACAUUGAAUUGAUAUUACUUCCAUUAAGAUAUGUGGACUUCUUGUACUCCUUGUAGACUGACAAUGUAACAUUGCUUGGCAAAAUUUACAGUAAUUGAUUGUGCCUUGAAGAACAUUAACAUUUAAUUGUCCUAUUGUGAACUACAUUACUGGUGACUUAAGUCAUGUAGAUGUAUAUAGUGAAUUUAGUGUAGCCAGUCGGGUUUUGAUUAAGUAGAAACAAUGUUUAAACGCUCAGUGCUUAAGUAGCUGCUCCCAUUCCAUAACUGUUUCAUUGUUUUUAUUUCUUUUUGGUUUUCUUUUCUUUCCAAAGAUCAAAUUAAAUGUAGAACACAUGGUACAGUCAAGUUAAAAUAAGUGCUUACUCAUGUCCAUGCUACAUCACGGUUCUGUAGUGAAAUUGUUGUUGACCAGGGAAAUUACCGUAUCAUUGGCUUUUUACCCCAAGAAAAAGUAAUAUGGCAUAUUUGUUCAGUUUUUGCAAAUGUGCUGUAAUUGUAAUUUCAUAGGUGUUAGAAUCAAAUGAAUGGUUAUGGUGUUUGUGAUUUUGCUCUGCCAAAUGACCGUAGGAAUAUUUUGAAAGAUUACAUGUGCAGGGUUUCCUUAUAUUAGAAAAAGAACCACUGUGACCUGAAAUAUACUUUGCACUUAAUACAAUUUAUGCAGUGUAGUUUUACAUUUGCUUCUGAAGCAGGGAUGGUAAUGGUAUUAAUUGGCUUGAUUUAAAACUGUUGUUGAUCACAAUCUUAAUGACUAGCUCCUUUCACUGAGAUGUAUUGACUAAAACAAAGUGUAAUUGCACUGGUAUUUUUUUUCUUUUUCUUUUUUGAAAACAUUUUUCACCACUGUAGUCCUAUUAUAUAAUACAUCUCUCAUGAAAUGUGAUGCAUUUAAAAAAAAAAAAAAAAAAAACAUUUUAAUGAGAAGUGUUGAAAAUGUUAAUAUUUAUAUUUCCAUCAUGAGGCUCACAACUAGGGCAAAAAAUACAUGCUUCUGGUAUUGAUGUGUGCAGGCUCUGUUGUACAGCAAUAUACAUCUGGGCAAAGGAGUGGCCACCUUUCUUCUCCUUAUAUGUGGUCAGACCAACAAGUAAUCUCAACCUCUGUCAUCACUUCUUAAUUCAUUAAGAAAUGAUGACUGAAUGUUGGCGACAAGGUAACUUCCACAAAAAGUUGGAACAAUACAUAAUAACAGGCAGUCACUGUAGGUUUUGGCAAGCUUUACUUUGGCUCGCAUUUUGUGUCACAAAAUGAGGGUUUUUUCAAAAUAUUACACCUUUCUAAUUCUAGGAAAUGCAGUCAGUUAACAUGCAUUUUAUUCACACGUACAAGAACCGACAUACCCCCAUUAUCAGGGAUUAUAUGAAGUCCGAAUUAAGUUUCAUAUAUGCAUUUGAAUGUGGCUGUUUUAUACUGUUUUUGCAUACAUUUUUUCCAAAUCUGUACAGAAUUGAAAGAAUAGAUAUUUUUCGUACGACGUCAUGUUUUGGGUGUUCUUAAUAAAGUAGUUUGCCACAGUG
Molecule: messenger RNA, 4730 nt
Organism: Clupea harengus (Atlantic herring)
Lineage: Eukaryota; Metazoa; Chordata; Actinopteri; Clupeiformes; Clupeidae
Gene: cpsf6
Product: cleavage and polyadenylation specific factor 6
Molecular function (GO): RNA binding
Source: RefSeq, a predicted model, not a curated record